AUGUGGCGAGGAUUAAUUAGAAGAUUAUCAACGAAUUCUGAACAGAUCGCCAAAGUUGAUGUCAGCUAGUAAGUUUAAGUUUUUGUGAACAAAAUGUUGUAGAAAAAACGAUAAUUUUCAUUUAAAAAAAUAAACAGGCGUGAAACGUGAUUGAGAAAUUUCGGAUUUCAUUUCCGAAAAUUUUAUUUUUUCGAAUUGUUAAAUGAUGGCGUAAUUUUCAAUGAAAGUUCUCUUGAAUUUGAAAGUUGCCCCAUGAAAUAAAUUGUCAUGUUAUAUUUUGGGCAAGUGCUAUCAAACAAUAUUUUUGUUCAGAGUUAUUAUUUCAUAAUAUUUUAGUCUUCGACCUCGUCAUCGAAUUUUGGCAGCUGGUGGAGUUCCUCCAGUUGAAUUUGAUUAUGAAAGAGAACGUGCUGCAAGAAGAGAAAGAUUCGGAAAAUUUGGAUUAGCCAGUGGUGUUUCUGUUGAAGAAUUAUAUCCAACUGUUGAAGAAAUCGAAGAAGAAUAUGCAAUUGGUUUAUUUAAAGAGCUCAAUGAAGUGAAGCAAGAAUAUUUAGAAUUGAAGAAAAAACAAGACGAAGCACACAAAAAUCGGUAAGUAAUUUUAAAAAUAAAAUCUUAUAAUUUUUACAAAAUUCAGAUUAGCGGAACUUGAAAAGAAUCUCAAAAAAUAUCCAGCAGCUUUGGAAAAAUAUGAAGCGAGUUUAGUUAAACAAGAAAAAUUGAAGGAUGAGAAAGAAAUUGCAUUGGAGAAAAGAAUUCGAGAAAUUCAAGAAUAUUUCGGAUAUUGGAUGGAUCCAAAAGAUCCUCGAUUUGAAGUUAUGCUAGAACAAAAAGAGGCUGAAGAGAAAAAGGUUCGUUUUUUUUGUGUUAAAGCUUGGAUGAACCAAAUUUUGCUUUUAGGCUGUCAAACUUGCAAAACGUGAAGAAGUUCAAAAGAAAAGAUAUGCUGAAGUUGUUCAAUAA
Molecule: messenger RNA, 963 nt
Organism: Caenorhabditis angaria
Lineage: Eukaryota; Metazoa; Nematoda; Chromadorea; Rhabditida; Rhabditidae
Source: the annotation of a GenBank genome assembly